AUGAUUUCAUUUAGUUGAUUCUUUUCUUGAAUAAAAUUUGCACGGGCUUGCUCGCAAAAACGCGAUGUACCUCAGAGCGAUGUGAACGUCACUUUCCGCGGCAAUGAUUUUAAGAAAUUUAAAUGCCCAAAAUCACACAAAAACAUUAUGUAGUUAGCAUUUUAAUGCUAAAUUUUCUGUAAUUGUCAAUUUUAUCUGCUUGGUUUUAUGCUGAAUAUAUGACGUGCAAUGUUUGGAAUCAUAAGCAGAAGAUAUAGAUUUGUUGAAAGUUGUUUGAAGUCUUUUUCAAGCGUGAAAAAUGUGCGGCUAAUUUCUCUUUCGAAUGCACUCUCAAAUACGAGUUCUCAAGAAAGCAGUCAUAACACGAACAGUCGAGACCCAGAGAAGGUAAAACGUGCCAAACUACUUGAUGUUUUGAUAAUAUCCUCUAUCGGUAUCAUUGGCUUCGGAUACUUGAUGGUAAGACGGACUUUUGGCAAUCAAGUCCAUGCGAAAAGCGAGGAAGAUGCGAACUUCGACGAAGUGUGCAUCAAUAAUGAAAACAAGUUGGAAGUUGUUGAGGCAGGGGCGGUGUUUGAUAACACAAGAAAUAAAAGGAAAAGUUUUAAAGAAACCAGGAUAAUUGGCUAUGAAGACAGGAUUCGAGCAUAUAGCACUCCAGACAAGAUAUUCCGCUACUUUGCCACAAUCCAAAGUGGUCAUUUGGGCACAGAAAAGAGUGAAAUCUACAUGACCCCUCAGGAUUUUGUGCGUGCUCUUACUCCAGGCAUUUUACAACCACAAGGACUUGGUCUUGAUAGAUUUAAACAGUUUGACAAAGAGAAAGAUGCCUACAGAGGCUACACCUAUAGAGAUGGCACACCUGGGGAUAGCGUGCUGCGACAUUUUGGGCAAAAUGGCUUGAUAACAUUCUCUGAUUAUUUGUUCCUUCUUACCGUCCUUGGAACUUCUCCUCGUCAUGUAUCCAUUGCAUUCAAGAUGUUUGAUUUGAACGGUGAUGGUGAAGUUUCAGCAGAUGAAUUUGAUAAGAUGCAAUCUGUCCUCCUCUCUUUGACAUCUGCGGGGAUGAGACAUCGUGACCGAAAAACAACAGGAAAUGUAAUGGGAUCCAAGAUAAACUCAUCCCUGAAACAGUACUUUUUUGGUUCUCAGUGUACGGAGAAGCUAACUACUAGAAGUUUUAUUGAAUUUCAACAGCGGCUACAAAAAGAGGUGCUGUUUUUGGAGUUUCAGUUUUACAAACCAGUGAAUGGGAAGAUAACUGAAGUUGAGUUUGCAAACAUGUUGCUCACAUAUUCAAGUUUUACAACAAAGAAAAAGGAAACAACCUUAAAGAGAAUCAAGAAGACCUUUGCCAGGAGUUCACAGGGAGUCACUUUCAAAGAUUAUGAAGAUUUCUUCCAGUUCCUGAGAAACAUAGGGGAUGUUGAAACAGCCUUAAGCUUCCACACUGCCUGUGGGUACCAUCUAAAUCCAGAAAUCUUCAAGCGCGUUGCCCAUCUUGUUGCCGGUGUAAGAUUGCGGGAUCACAUUAUUGAUGUUGUUUUUAAAAUGUUUGAUGAAAACGAUGAUGGUGAAUUGAGUUCCAAGGAAUUCGUGAGUGUUAUGAAGACAAACCUGAUGCGCGGCUUGGAUAAGCCUAGGGACACGGGAUUUGGUAAACUUGUGAGUGCUGUUGCCCAAUGUGCUAAGCAAACUGCUAAAGACCAAAUUUUUGGCAAGUGAUCAUCGCAAGUGGCAAUAUGCUAUUGUUUCAAAUGAUGAAAUUAUAUAUCUUGUGAGGAAAAAACAAGAUCACAAAGGUAGAAUAGAGCAGCCAAACAAUGCAUGUUAUGUUGCAAUAGGAAUAUUGUUGAUAAAAAAUUAAGGUUUUAAUUACUCUGAAAUUAUCUUUUUGUCAUCAAGGCAUGCAGAGAUAUUCAGAUAGUCAUGUAAUUUUUGCCAUAUAAUGAAUUACAGUGAAGGUAGGAAAAAAAAUUUUAUUGAAAACA
Molecule: messenger RNA, 1991 nt
Organism: Xenia sp. Carnegie-2017
Lineage: Eukaryota; Metazoa; Cnidaria; Anthozoa; Malacalcyonacea; Xeniidae
Product: calcium uptake protein 1, mitochondrial-like
Exons: 11
Coding region: 229-1725 (498 amino acids)
Biological process (GO): mitochondrial calcium ion homeostasis; calcium import into the mitochondrion
Cellular component (GO): uniplex complex
Molecular function (GO): calcium ion binding
Source: RefSeq, a predicted model, not a curated record